GGAGAGAGAUUGAGAGCCAGCCGGUGGCGGCAGGAGCUCUAGCCUACUUAGCUCGUGCGGCCGGCACCCAUUGGCCAGAUGGGCCAGCCAAUAGGAAACGCCGGCGGUUUGUGCUCCGCGUGAUACAGCGAAGGAAGUGUCCUGCCCUCUGUCUCUAUUGGCUGCUCUUCGCCUCCCCUCCCCCUCCCGCCCAGGGCCCUUUUGGCCUGCCUCAGUCGGCACACAAGCGCGAGCUUGGGGGCGGGCCUCUGAGAGGAGCCUGUGCUCUCCGCUGGAGUGGCAGCCAUUUCACUCUCAACCUCUGAGCAGCUGAAAUGAUACUUCAUUGGCCCUUAAACGAUAGCUGGCCCAACCUGAGGCAUUUUACAUGCCGUGUGGUAUUGUACAUGUUAUUUAGUUAUAGUGUCAGAAGCGAGCUGAGAUUACAGUUAAAAUGUGCUUAAAAACACAAAGUUUAAAAACUUGACAUGAUGCUUAAUGUCUUUUGACCAGGAUCUGGCCACUUGGGACUGCCUCUGGUGUCGCUGUGAAAGGGCCCUCCAUUGUGCAUGUGGCAGGGCUCAGGCUGUAUUGUAGUCGGUCAGUGGUGCCCAACCUUUUUUUGACCAGGGCCAGUGGCGCAAUGGAUAACGCGUCUGACUACGGAUCAGAAGAUUCUAGGUUCGACUCCUGGCUGGCUCGGCAAAAUUUAUUUCCUGCUUCUUGGCAGGGGGAUUGGACUAGAUGACCCAUGAGGUCUCUUCUAAUUCUAUGAUUCUAUAACUAGGGACCAGUUUGACUCAGUUUUUGGACAACUUUAGAUUUGGUUUGGGGUGUUGGUUAUGAAAAUUGCAUUGAAUAGACCACAUCAGCUCUAGUUUCUGAUACAGAACAUAUGCCAUCCAGUAGUUGCCAUCUCAUUGCAACAUAGUAGCUCAGACUGCAUUGGAGUAGGUGUUCUGUGGUUUGCUCUUCUUUGCACUUGCAUGUCGUGGACUCCACUUUGUGGCCCCAUUUCUUAAGGACUUCCAGCAUUGUACAUGUUGAAACUGCAGUCUUCUUUGACUUCCAUCAUCUGAAACAUCAUACUGUACUUUUAAAUUAUUAUCUUCAGCUCUGCCUGUUUUUCAGUCUUGAUUCGUUUUCUUGUGCUCAGUGGUUAUCCACUAUGGUUUGGCUCCAAGGUACACAAAUCCAUGAAUUCCCAGCUCCCUUUAAAAAAAAAUCCCUUUUAAAAAAAUACAAGAAUUUGGUUUCUGAAUUUUUUAACAAAAAGUUUUUCAAGCAGAGGACUGAAUGUGCUGCAAGUGUUUUUGUCCUGUCAUGUGAAGACAUAUUGCCACAUAGCUAUUGGGAUGUUUUCCAGAAAUCCCAUAUUUAUAAACUUUUCAGAACAAAAUGUAGAUGUAACCUCCUUCCCAUUACAACUAUGGAUUCAUGUGCCAGGUAUAUUUUGAACAUUUAUCCCAUUGAAAUUCAGUUGGUCAAGGGAAGGAUAUUAGAGGCAAAGAUGAAGUACUUUGGCCACAUAAUGAGACAGGAAAGCCUGAAGAAGAUAAUGAUGCUGGGGGGAAAGGAAGAGGGCCUGACCAAGGGCAAGAUAGAUGGAUGGUAUCCUUGAAGUGAUUAGCUUGACCUUGAAGGCGAAUCAUUGAGUUGGAAGAGACCUUGUGGGCCCCUGUCAAGAAGCAGGAAAAUCACAUUCAAAGCAUGAGGUCACGAAGAGCCAGUGCAUGAGGUCAUGAAGAGUCGGAAGCAACGGAACGAAUAAACAACAAAAUUUACCUCACAUUUUAAAAGAUGGAUUUAGCGAACCAUGGACUUAUUCUGCUUCAGCAACUCAAUGCUCAGAGGGAAUUUGGCUUCCUUUGUGACUGCACAGUUGCAAUUGGCGAUGUCUACUUCAAGGCACACAAGUCUGUCCUUGCUGCUUUUUCGAACUAUUUCAAGAUGUUAUUUGUUCAUCAAAGCAGUGAAUGUGUCCGUUUGAAGGCAACUGAUAUACAGCCAGAUAUUUUCAGCUAUCUUUUGCAUUUGAUGUACACUGGGAAGAUGGCACCUCAACUCAUUGAUCCAGUUCGCUUGGAACAAGGAAUAAAGUUUCUGCAUGCAUACCCAUUGAUUCAAGAGGCUAGCCUUGCCAGCCAAGGUAACUUUGCACAUGCAGAGCAAGUUUUUCCGCUGGCAUCUUCGUUAUAUGGGAUUCAGAUUGCAGAUCACCAGGCAAAAAACCCAACAAAGGCAGCCACAGCAACUGACAAACCUGUUCGAGAGCCAAGGCCACAGCCGAGAGUAAGCCAAGAACAGGUGCACGAAGCCCCCCAGGUGUCCCAGUUACCCCCAGCAGCUCUGCCUCAAGUGCCCCAGACAAAUAUGGCCGCUUCUGACCAGCUGCAGCCUUCGCUGUCUCCAGAAUUGGCAUCGGCUCCUUCUCAACCUUCUCCCCCAGGAGAUGAAAACAACAUGGAGGCCUCUUCUUCGGAUGAUCAGCCUGCUUCCCUCACAAUAGCUCAUGUUAAGCCAAGCAUUAUGAAAAAGAACGGAAGCUUCCCCAAGUACUAUGCUUGUCAUCUCUGUGGUCGACGGUUCAAUUUGCGAAGCAGUUUGCGUGAACACCUCCAGAUUCACACUGGAGUGCCCUUCACGUCUAGCCAGCAUGGCGAAAGCAGUGUUCCCUUGUCUCUUUGUAAUAACGUACCUGAGAAAGAUGCAAUGGAAGUGGCUGAAACAGGUAUGAUCAGUGACAGUGAGCUGCAGCAGAUCUCAGAUUCACCAAUCAUUGAUGGGCAGCAGCAGGCAGAAACACCGCCUCCCUCUGAUAUUGCUGACAUAGACAACUUGGAGCAGGCAGAUCAAGAAAGGGAGGUCAAAAGGCGAAAAUAUGAAUGUUCCAUUUGUGGGCGCAAAUUCAUCCAAAAAAGCCAUUGGAGAGAACACAUGUACAUACAUACCGGCAAGCCUUUCAAGUGUAGUACGUGUGACAAAAGUUUCUGCCGGGCCAAUCAAGCUGCUAGGCAUGUAUGUCUAAACCAAAGCAUAGACACCUACACGAUGGUGGACAAGCAGACUCUGGAGCUCUGUACUUUUGAGGAGGGCAACCAGAUGGACAACAUGUUGGUGCAGACUAACAAACCCUAUAAAUGCAACCUAUGUGACAAAACAUUUUCCACCCCUAAUGAAGUUGUCAAACAUUCGUGCCAAAGUCAGAACUCUGUCUUUACACUAGAAGAGGAUAGAUCUAUUCUGCUUGGAAGUGGGGAUACUGAAACCACAGAGAGUGACCAUUCUGUCUUAGACUCCAUCAAAAAAGAACAGGAAGCAGUGUUGUUGGACUAACUCUGAUAUAGAAGUGAUUUUUUUAAAAAAAAGCUAAAAACAUGUGUUUUAUUCUUUGUUUUUGUUGUUUUUUACUUAACCUAUCCUCCUUCCCUUCAUCCAGCCAUAACUAUACUGACAUGAAAGAAAGUCUGGCUCUUGCCCUUUUUUCUCCCCAGCAAAAACACAAAAUUAAUAAAGAUUAUUGUAUGCAAAUAUAAUAAUGUAUUUUAAUACAGAAGAAAAUGUGUAAAGGUAACUCAGUUAACUAAGCUGUAAUGCUAAGAAUGCAAUUGUAUAAGAUUAGCCAGUUUUAAGGUCAAGUACAUGUUUGAAUGCAGUGAGAUGCAAGGUAAACUAAGACAGAAAGGAAACAAACACAGCUUUAUCAAAGUACAAUUCUUUUAUUGCAAAUAGACUUUUUAGAGGAAAACUAGCUGGGGAUAUAGAAUUCUAAUGAGAUGUGUAUUUCUCAUUUUACAAAAACUUGGAAAUUCACUUAACAAAAAGGAUACUUUUUUAAUGCACAAGUUUUUUGUCAAGUGUUUGUUCCAGGUAAUGUCGUUGACAUGCCCAUUCAAAAAGUGUAUUGCUAAAGCUAUCAAGCCAGCACAGUGACUUGUUAGUAAGUCCCAUUGACAGCAGUAGGACUUAAAUCUCCAUGUAAAUGUGCUCAGGAUCAACAUUGACUUAAAAUAGCAGUAAUAAUGUGAUGGCAAUCUUUUAUAUGUAUAAAAAUGUGUUUGCGUGUAUGUUCUUCAGGUAAAUGCAGGUAAAUGUAUGCACGCACCCUUCCCAAUCAAGCUGGCCACCAAUUUUUAAUAACUGAACUUAACCAAUUGAUUCUUUUAACAAUAAUAUAUACAUUGAUCCUGGGUGUUUGCAUUUUCUGGCCCGGGUGCCGGUGGGGGUAAAAUGUACUGUAAUCCGAAACAGUGGAGGAAAUUGGAUUUCAGAAAACUUGUACACAACUAGCAGGAGAAACAGAUUUGAUUCUUUCUGGAGUCAUAGAAAAAGAACGAAAUAGAUCUUAAAACAGCCAUCUGAGUUUACCUGAUGAACCUGUAUGAAUGAAAGGAAAGAGAAUCUGAUCUUAAUAUUUAACUACUGGUAUCAUUUUAUAACUGAAAGGAAAAUGUAUCAUGGUUGGUUUUCUUGUAAUAGUGCAACACUGAAUGGGAAACUGUCCUUUGCGUUCCAUUAAUUUAUGUGCCAACUAGGCAACAUAUACAGAGAGGACACAUAGUGGACAGAACAAAUUUUAAAUCAAGUUUCUGAUUUUUGGAUUUCUUUUUUAUAUAUAAAUAUCAGAAUAUUCUCCAGUAGUAUUUAAAAACCCAAAAGUUGACAUGAAUAAUUUGUACUAGUGUGGAAAAUUCAAUAAGAGGAUCCACCCCACCAGAAACGCAGGAAGAGUUUUGAUGAGGGAGAGACAGGCAGAUACAGCUCUGCUUUUGUAUACAUGUUUUAUUUGAAUAUCACCCUAUUUUGUGUCUAGUUAUGUUUUCCAGUUUGUAUGUUUUAUACAUUAUUUCACAUAAUAAAAAUGGUAUAAAAUCAAA
Molecule: messenger RNA, 4856 nt
Organism: Anolis sagrei ordinatus
Lineage: Eukaryota; Metazoa; Chordata; Lepidosauria; Squamata; Anolidae
Gene: ZBTB2
Product: zinc finger and BTB domain containing 2
Biological process (GO): regulation of transcription by RNA polymerase II
Cellular component (GO): nucleus
Molecular function (GO): DNA-binding transcription factor activity, RNA polymerase II-specific; protein binding
Source: RefSeq, a predicted model, not a curated record